Molecule: messenger RNA, 2207 nt
Organism: Annulohypoxylon truncatum
Lineage: Eukaryota; Fungi; Ascomycota; Sordariomycetes; Xylariales; Hypoxylaceae
Exons: 3
Coding region: 261-1766 (501 amino acids)
Cellular component (GO): nucleus
Source: RefSeq, a predicted model, not a curated record
CACUCACGAGUCACAUACACCUACCACGCGACCUAAUUCCUUCAAGACGCGCCAACCCCGUAUCAAAAAUAUCAUCUGUCUAGGUACAUAGGCGCAUUUAGCCAAUGUUAGAUAGCUAAUAUUUCCAAGAAUCGAGAAGUGUUCAUCCAACACAUGACCUAGUGUAAUACCUGGUAUCCUAGGAGAUAAGGCACUAAUCAACAACACCACCCAACGUACUUAUUGAACCAAUUGUUCUUGUCCUCCUAGUGUUCAAUACUAUGUCACCAUCCGCCAAAGCUAUCGAGAAGGAUCUCCGCGACGGAGUUCGCGCCAUCGUCGACGAACGCGGCUGGGACGAUGUGACCGUGAACAAUGUUCGCCAAUAUGUCGAAGAAAAAGCUGACUUGGAGAAAGGGUUCUUCAAGGAACCAGAGUGGGACGCGCGAAGCAAGAAGAUCAUCAAGGAGUUUGUUUCCAAGUUACUAGCCGAAGAGGAAGAAGCCCCACCAUCCUCCCCUGUAGCUAAGGUCAAGUCUGAAUCUAAGAAUGGAGUGAAGCGCCAGUCGAGCGAGGAGCCAUCUCCCAUACCAAAGCGUCAGAAGAAAGCCGCUCGAGCCGUGCCGCCUAAGAAGACUAAGCCUAAGAAAGAGGACUCUGAAUCGGAACUUAGCGACUUAGAUGACAUGAGCGAUCCCGAGGAGGCACCGAAGAAAGUGACUACAAAGAAGGCAACUAAAAAGGUAGACUCGGAUUCCGAACUGAGCGAUCUCAGCCUAUCAGAAGACGAACCGAAGACAAGCAAGGCGAAGAAGCCAACGUCGCGUCGCAAGUCUAAGAAAGAAGAGUCUGAGUCUGAAUUAAGCGACCUGGAAGACUCGGAGGAAGAACCCAAGAAGAAGGCGAAGAGCUCGAAAAAGGCCGCGCCCCGUCGCAAGUCUAAGAAAGCUAAAGAUGAGGGGGCCAGCGAUUUGGAAGACUCGCCCACAAUCAAGAAGCGCAAACGCGCAGCGCCUACAAAGAAGGCCACCGCCAAGCGCGUUAAAGCGAAACCUGCUAGCGAGGAUGAAGCAGUCGACGAGAAGGAUGAAGCGGCUUCAGAUGUUAAUGAUGAUACCAAGGCCGAGACUAAUUUGGAAGCAAAGGCCACAGAUGCACCUAAGCCCGAAAAGCCGGACGAGAAUACCAAAACGGAGGGUGUGGAUGAUGAGGAUAGCAAAGAGGCAAAAGCGGAAGACUCAGACUCUUCAUUAUCAUCCGUCUUAGACGAGCCGCCCCCGAAAAAGCGCAAGGCUAGAGAGUCCAAAGGAGCAUCGAAGCCAAAACAGACGAAGGAGGUAUCGGGAGACGAUGCAGAGAUCAAGAAGCUACAGGGGCAGCUAGUCAAGUGCGGAAUUCGCAAAAUAUGGGGUAUUGAGCUAAAGAAGUACGGCGACGACAACAAAGCCAAGAUCAGACAUCUAAGAGGGAUGCUCCGCGACAUAGGGAUGGAGGGUCGCUUUUCCGAAGCCAAGGCAAAAGAUAUUAAGGAGAAGAGAGAGCUUAUGGCGGAUCUGGAAGCAGUCACCGAGAUGAAUCGCAACUGGGGCAGCGGAAGCGGUGGGCGCGCCUCCAGAAGCAAGGCUACCAAGAAGCCUUCGAAGGCAGAUAUUGAAGAUGACGAGGAUGAGGAUGGUAAUGAUGAUGUUGAUGAUAAUGAGGAUGAGGACGAAGUUAAGGCAAACCCGCGAGUGUCUAAACGAAUGGCUGAUCUGGCUUUCCUUGGAAGCGAUAGCGAGUCGGACUAGGGAGAUAAUAAGGCACGCAUUUCUUGCAGGCAAAUGGCGAAGCUUGUCAGUCCUUGGGCAUAUUAUGAAGAGGUUUUAAUGAGGAUGUGGAGUCAUGUUGCAGAUAUCCCUAUUUGCUAGCAUUCAUCUUCUGAGCUACGAGACUGAAGACGGCAACUGAGCCCAUGAAUAAGACAGCAUUGUAAAAAGCUCGACGUGAAACUUCUCUCUCUUCGUCAUCUGACCUUGCCUCGAUGAAUAGCCGGCGGAGAUUGGGGAAGUUUGCCUAUAUUGCAUGAGCUUGCUACUGCAGGUAGUCUAAGCUAUACGUUUAGACAGUAGAUAUAGUCUAAGCUCACCAUGUGAUACUAAGCUCGGAGGAUCUGAUUCUGAUAAUUACAAUUGUAUUGCUUCACAGCUUUCAUAUAAGUUUCUUUGCCGCUUGCCACUUGUAGAGAUAGG